Molecule: messenger RNA, 558 nt
Organism: Durio zibethinus
Lineage: Eukaryota; Viridiplantae; Streptophyta; Magnoliopsida; Malvales; Malvaceae
Source: RefSeq, a predicted model, not a curated record
AUGUCGAGAGCUACCAUUGAGCUGGAUUUCUUUGGAAGGGAGAAAGACAACUCCGGCGAAUCUCAGUUCCAGAAAUUCCUCGAUCACCGUCGAAAUUUCCGAGGUAUGCAAGGCGCCAUUUCGAAUAUGAAUCCUGAGGUUAUCGAAUCCGUGAUUGCAUCUGGUUUGACGAACCAGAGUCAGGAUAAUGUGAAUCCGAUCGAUUUGAACAAGUCCUUUCCGGUGCCUUGGAGUCCUCAAGAAUCUCAGAAUCUGUUUCCUACUGUACCCCUUCUUAGCCCUGCUGCUAGGGUUACUUCUGAGAAUGGUCCUGAAACAGCUCCUUUGACAAUUUUCUACAAUGGAACCGUUUGCAUAUUCAAUGUAGCUCGAGAUAAGGCGGAAUGCAUCUUGAAAUUUGCGGUUGAAGGAAACUCCAAAAAUGUUGAAUCAACAGACUCAAAAGUUGCAAAUCCUGCAAGCGAUCAACAACAGCAUCUCGAAACUCUUAGUGGAGAUUUGCCAAUUGCUAGGAGAAAGUCUUUGCGGAGAUUUUUGGAAAAGCGCAAAGAGAGGUAA